CAUUCUUACACACUCACACACUCGCGCGUUCGCGGCUUAUACCCGCCUGUUGUAACGCCUAGUUCCGCAUGGAGAAGUCCUGUUCCGUAACGACACUCGGUCGUCCAAUUCGACACUACCUCGGAUAUCUCCAGUGUGCUGGGUGAUUGCAUGAGCAAGGCGCCGAGCGCCAUGCAGUCGAAUACUACACCAUGAGCCAUCCCCCAAGCACACCAACCCCCCGGAGAUUCCUCCUCGCAAAGCGGGGCCCUCACUCCUCACAGACGCCAACGGGGCCUCCGCGCUUCCAGUCCACGCCGUGGUUCGGCUCCUCGUCUGUACCCAAGCCGACUCAGGGACGUAGUGGGCGCGAUAUUGAGGAUGUGGAAGAGGUAGAAGACCAAAUUGAGGAGAGUCCCGGGGAUGAUGAGAACGAAGAGGGGGAACGGAGGAAGGGUGACGCGCUUAACGAUUCUAUCGAGAUUGAGUCAGAUGGCAUGACAACCUCUCAGGAUGGCAGCGCUGACAUGUCAGGCGGUGACCCAGAGGCCGAACCUCGAGAUUCUAUAGAGCCUGAUUCUCUUGGGCAUUUCGGGGUUUUGGAUGAUAGUUCACCCCUUGAUGAGCGAGAGCCUAAGCGACGAAGAGUAUCCAUCUCGCCAAUGCCGGAUUCGCCUCCACAGUACAAACAAGAUUACGACGUGGAUGGUAACUCAGAAGGCGAAUCAUUUGCUGGUGGUCAUACACCAACAGCCAGCAUCAUGGAGGUCGUUCACGAGGCCAGAACCUUGCACGAUGAGGCAAAGGCCCCUCAGCAACCUACCUUUCACCCGCCGCCACGCUUCAAACCCGCCGAGGUCGAUAUCAUAACCGAGGGGCUCCCAACCGCGUUCUCCCCUCAGCGCCGAGGCGCAAAGUAUCUCGCGGGUGGACUCGCCGCAGACUUGCAGGGCUGGCUCUCCGAUAUCAAGGGUUGGGAAGGAGUAGACCAAGUGGUCGAGGCUGUGGUAAGAGUGACAAUCGAGGAGAUACGCCCUGGUCGGAGAAUGUACUUGGCCAAGGGGCGAGUUGAAGAGGCUACAGGGACGGCUUCAAAGCGGUUUUUGCUCGCCGGUGAGGGAAAGUUAACGGGGCUGGGACGCCGGGCGGUUGUGGGCGUGGGGAGUGUGGUUGUCGUGGGACAGCCAGUGUGGGAUGUGGAAUUAGACGGCGAGGUGUGGACAGUGUCGUGUGACUGGAGCGUAUCUUGACCAGCGUGUUUUUAUAUCGAUACAAAUAAUGCUAAAUGAGCCUCCGGAGCAAGUGUCA
Molecule: messenger RNA, 1287 nt
Organism: Ilyonectria robusta
Lineage: Eukaryota; Fungi; Ascomycota; Sordariomycetes; Hypocreales; Nectriaceae
Exons: 2
Coding region: 192-1229 (345 amino acids)
Source: RefSeq, a predicted model, not a curated record